Messenger RNA from Zasmidium cellare ATCC 36951, 1197 nucleotides. RefSeq lists its product as uncharacterized. Gene Ontology annotation, biological process: glucose metabolic process; beta-D-galactose catabolic process via UDP-galactose, Leloir pathway. NCBI's taxonomy places the organism in Eukaryota, Fungi, Ascomycota, Dothideomycetes, Mycosphaerellales, Mycosphaerellaceae. Gene Ontology annotation, molecular function: aldose 1-epimerase activity; carbohydrate binding. The transcript has a single exon. The coding region runs from base 1 to 1197 and encodes 398 amino acids. The record is from RefSeq and is a predicted model, not a curated record.
AUGCUCCUUAAAGCAUUGGUCGUGUCAUUAGUUGUUGCUCUAGCCACAGCACAGGACAACACAACUGCCUUCCCACCGUUCUCUGGAGAUGCCUUCGCGAGGUACAACAUUACAGCUCCUGGAAUCACAGCCACUUUCAUCCCCUAUGGCGCAAGAUUGACGAAUCUAUGGGUAGAGGACAAGCAUGGUACUUCUCAAGACGUUGUCAUGGGCUACGACACCGGCAUCCAAUAUGUCCGAGAUACAUCCACCAUACAUUCCUACAUGGGAGGCGUUGUGGGAAGGUAUGCAAACAGGAUCAAGAAUGGAACAUUUCAGCUUGACGGUCAGACCUACCAUAUCCCAGAGAAUAGUGGCAACACGAGCACAUUGCACGGCGGCACGAUUGGCUACGACCAACGGAAUUGGACAGUCGUCUCGCACACGAUGGACUCUAUCACUUUCAUGUUCUAUGACCAGGCUCUGCAAGGGUUCCCCGGCGAUCUUGUCAACAUCGCCACCUACACCGUCUCAAAAGGUCCUCGAUGGACGUCACGUCUAGUCUCAAUCCCACUCAACAAGAAGACUCCAGUGAUGCUAUCAAACCACAUCUACUGGAACCUGGGAGCAUUUGUCAACUCCGCCGCCCAGCAUGUGUACGAUAACACUCUACAUAUGCCCUACUCAUCUCGCUACGUCCAAGUCGAGACUUCCCAAGUCCCGAACGGAACCAUCGGCACGGUCGCAGGAACAUUCCUAGACUUCACCAGUCCAAGACUGAUCGGCUCCCAAAUCAACAACGGCCCCAAGAAUAGCUGUGGCGUGAACUGCACUGGCUACAACAACGCCUUCAUCAUCGAUCGACCACGCUACUCUGCACCCGAAUCCACAGAUCUGGUCGUCUUGACAAUGUCCUCACCACAAACAGGCAUUCAGCUGGACGUCCGCACAAAUCAGCAGAAUCUCGAGAUCUUCAGCUGUAACUGGUUCAACGGGUCGAUCAAGGCGAAGGCGGAUCAGCAGAGGAGUGGGAAUGGGACGUAUGACUUGCAUGGAUGUCUUGUGAUUGAGCCGCAGGGAUGGGUGGAUGCUAUCAAUUGGCCGCAGUGGGGACAGCAGGAGUAUCAGAUCUACGGGCCUGAUACAGAGCCUGCUGUGAAUUUUGCGACGUACGAUUUCAGUAUCGUGAAGGAAACUAACUCCAAAGAAGAGUUAUAG